GAUCCGCGGCUGCGGCUGCUGACGCCCCGCGCCCGCCUGCCCGCCGUCAAUGGAGGAGGACGCUGAGACCCGUAAGAUCAGCAGCAGUUUCCUGCGAGACCACAGCUAUGCCACGGAAGCUGACAUCAUCUCCACAGUUGAGUUCAACCACACUGGAGAGUUACUGGCAACAGGGGACAAGGGGGGCCGGGUUGUAAUAUUUCAACGUGAGCAGGAGAGCAAGAACCAGCCCCACCGCCGCGGAGAGUACAAUGUCUACAGCACCUUCCAGAGCCACGAGCCCGAGUUCGAUUACCUGAAGAGCCUGGAGAUCGAGGAGAAGAUCAACAAGAUCCGAUGGCUGCCGCAGCAGAACGCGGCCUACUUCCUGCUCUCCACCAACGACAAGACUGUGAAGCUAUGGAAGGUCAGCGAGCGGGACAAGAGACCGGAGGGAUACAACCUCAAGGAUGAGGAUGGCCGUCUCCGAGACCCCUCCAUGAUCACCGUGCUGCGGGUGCCCGUGCUUCGGCCCAUGGACCUGAUGGUGGAGGCCACUCCCCGGAGGGUGUUUGCCAACGCACACACCUACCACAUCAACUCCAUCUCCGUCAACAGCGACUAUGAGACCUACAUGUCAGCGGACGACCUGAGGAUAAACCUGUGGAAUUUUGAAAUCACAAAUCAAAGUUUUAACAUCGUGGACAUCAAACCAGCCAACAUGGAGGAGCUGACGGAGGUGAUCACGGCGGCCGAGUUCCACCCGCACCACUGCAACGUGUUCGUGUACAGCAGCAGCAAGGGCACCAUCCGCCUGUGCGACAUGCGCACCGCGGCCCUCUGCGACCGCCACGCCAAGUUUUUUGAAGAGCCCGAAGACCCAAGUAACCGGUCAUUUUUUUCUGAGAUCAUCUCCUCAAUCUCUGAUGUCAAAUUCAGCCACAGUGGAAGGUACAUCAUGACCCGGGACUACCUCACUGUCAAGGUGUGGGACUUGAACAUGGAGAACAGGCCCAUUGAGACCUACCAGGUCCACGACUACCUGCGGAGCAAGCUGUGCUCGCUCUACGAGAACGACUGCAUCUUCGACAAGUUUGAGUGCGUCUGGAACGGGUCUGACAGUGUCAUCAUGACUGGCUCCUACAACAACUUCUUCCGCAUGUUCGACCGCAACACCAAGCGCGAUGUGACGCUGGAGGCGUCGCGGGAGAACAGCAAACCCCGUGCCAUCCUCAAACCCCGCAAGGUCUGCGUGGGUGGAAAGCGCAGGAAAGACGAGAUCAGUGUGGACAGUCUGGACUUUAGCAAAAAGAUCCUGCACACAGCUUGGCACCCCUCCGAGAACAUCAUCGCUGUGGCAGCCACAAACAACCUGUACAUAUUUCAGGACAAGGUUAACUAGGAGGACCAGGUCUUCUUUAGGAGUCUCAUGUACUGAUACCAGUAAACACAAGGUUUCAACUGUUCCUUUUCUUUCUUUCCUUCUUUCUUUGUUUUCCUUUCCUUCCUGUUCUCUGUUCAGUUCCUGCUCUGCAGAUGGCGGUUGUGCAGAGGAGCGCUGGGGCGCUCUGGCCCAGGGGCCACUGGGGGCACCCCCAGACACCAGAUUUACACAGGGAGAGCUGAGACUUCCUACAGGGCAGUGUGAGCAUGUCAGGCCUGGCCGUCCCCUGUCCCCAGGCAUGUCCCCAGGCAGUGCUGGGGUGGCAGCAGCCCUCUGUCUGGAGGGGGCUGUCAGCUGGGGAAGGGAUUGAUGGGGUAACACACCGUGGGCUCUGGCCAGCUCUGGUGGCAGUGGUCCCACUCCAAUUGCUUUAAACCUGAUCCCAGAAACAUUCCACCUGUUGUGUGGAAGAUUGGAAUGUUGCCUCCCUUUGCCAUUUUCCACAUUUGUCUUUUUAUUACAAUUACUUUGUGUUUUACCAACAGAGACAGCAAAACCAAACGUAAAAUGGAAAAGUUCAGUUUUGCAAUGGACAAGCUUAAGGGGCAGGGGGUAUGUGCUGCACCUCCAGAUGUGUCUGCUCCAGCUAGGUUGCCCCCCCCAGCCCCAGAACCCUCCUGAGGAUUUGGCUUUGUAGAUACUGUGGUGCCUUCUUUGGUAUAUGAAAUACCUUUAUAAAUGAUGCUUCCGACCUGCAUUGAUCGCAAACCAAACCAACCCUGGGCUCUGCUGCAGUUCUGGGCUUUGCUUUGGUCAUUUUUCUCAUUCUGUUGUGAGCUCUUGCAUGUCGUGACUGACUGUCUCUCUCUCUCUUUCUCUCUCUCUCUUUUUUAAUUAAUUUAUUUAUUUAUUCAAUUUUUUAAAGAUAAAGUAUAAGUUGCUAAUUUAUGACCUAAAAAAAAAUCCAACUGUAUAUUGCUGUUAGCCCCUGACUGUGUCAGAGAGAGGCUGUCUGCAGUCCUACAUUAUAAUAACAAUGAUAAUAAUAAUAAAACCGGUAACUCUU
This is a messenger RNA of Pyrgilauda ruficollis (rufous-necked snowfinch), 2429 nucleotides long. It is a transcript of the gene PPP2R2B, whose product is annotated as protein phosphatase 2 regulatory subunit Bbeta. Lineage: Eukaryota; Metazoa; Chordata; Aves; Passeriformes; Passeridae. Bases 50 to 1381 code for a protein of 443 amino acids. The record is from RefSeq and is a predicted model, not a curated record. The transcript is spliced from 9 exons. Gene Ontology annotation, cellular component: cytosol; protein phosphatase type 2A complex. Gene Ontology annotation, biological process: peptidyl-serine dephosphorylation. Gene Ontology annotation, molecular function: protein binding; protein phosphatase regulator activity.